AUGAGUAAACACUGUAGAGAGACGUUUUUGCUGCCCCGAGCCAUGCCCUCACCGUUAGGCGUACAGAGGGCAAGUAAUGCUAAGCUGUCUCGGCCAAAAACACCCGGUGAGACACGCAAGCCCUCUGGCAGAGGAAGAAUUCCUUCGGCCCCAAUCCUCCACGGCGAGAGGACGGAGAUCAUAGCCAGCUAUUGCGCUACCCCGCGUCUAGCAUUCCAUUCUUUUAUUAUUCCAUCUUUUUAUAUCGUUGUUCGUGUCCGUUGCUGUGCAGAUCUUCUGUUUCGAGAAGAUGAUGCUCCAACCAGCCAAACUUUGCGCUUUCUGAGCAUCAUAUAUACAUGA
Molecule: messenger RNA, 342 nt
Organism: Trichoderma gamsii
Lineage: Eukaryota; Fungi; Ascomycota; Sordariomycetes; Hypocreales; Hypocreaceae
Exons: 1
Coding region: 1-342 (113 amino acids)
Source: RefSeq, a predicted model, not a curated record